Molecule: messenger RNA, 3063 nt
Organism: Parastagonospora nodorum SN15
Lineage: Eukaryota; Fungi; Ascomycota; Dothideomycetes; Pleosporales; Phaeosphaeriaceae
Exons: 2
Coding region: 1-3063 (1020 amino acids)
Cellular component (GO): cytoplasm
Molecular function (GO): ATP binding; ATP-dependent chromatin remodeler activity; metal ion binding
Source: RefSeq, a predicted model, not a curated record
AUGGCCUCCACCGCCGCUCAGCGCGUCGAAGACCAGAUCCAUUUCAUCCAAGCCGUACUUCAAAACUACGAACCAGACCAUCCUGAUUACGGCCUGUACCGCCGCCAGCUCCAGCAACAUGAGCAGCAGCUAGCCAAAAUCCAACAAGAAGAGACAGUCGAUGCGCAACCGACACCCACACGAGCAUCCUCGUCGAGUGCAGAGUCUCUUGGUCCUUCGCGCAAGCGCAGCGCGGGACUGACUGCUGAUGGUUACGAGCCUGAACCAAAACGUGUCAGCGCCCGACCGAGCCCGCAGACAUCAAGUAGUCCCGAUUCGCUAUUCAACGCGCCCAAUCAGCAGCAGUGGUCACUUCCGAGCAGGCCUGGUGAGACUUUGGGCCACAGUGAUGCGACAGCCUUUAUCGACUUGACCGUUUCCGAUCCACCCAGCCCUGUCGAUCCAUUUCCAGAGCUUGUGCAUGCCUUUCAGGACGACGGCGCUCGCCCACUUCCAGCAGAUGCCUUCACCCAAGAAUUCAUGCCUGCUGAAGAGCUAGCACAAUUUCUCAUCACCCCAACACCGGCGAAUGGCGGCUAUGGCUUCCACCAACAGCAGCGCAACCGAGCUGCGAUGGCGGACAUGAGGCAACCGCAGUUGCCCGUCAAUUUCCUUACCCGUUCCAUUCCUUACUUACCUGGUCCACAGCGCCCAGACUGGAUGAGGGGCGACAGUGAAGACGAUGAAAUGUGUGGUGACUUCCCACUGAACGCUACUGAGGCCGACGCAAUCGAGAAGAUGCUCGAGAUCGUUCAGCAGAAUGGAAACGACGCAGCAUCGCCAGAUGACAGAGAGCAGACGCCAGAAGUCAUGAGUUCAACUUUGAAGGAGUACCAGAAGAUCGGUCUUACUUGGCUGCUCAAGAUGGAAGCUAGCAGGAACAAAGGCGGCAUAUUGGCGGAUGAGAUGGGGCUUGGUAAGACGGUUCAAGCACUUGCGCUCAUCUGUGCUCACCCUUCUCAAGACCCUCUCUGUAAGACGACCUUGAUCAUAGCACCGGUCGCUCUCAUGCGCCAGUGGGCGAAGGAGAUUGCCUACCAUGUCAAAGACCGCCACAAGCUCAGAGUCUACCUGUAUCACGGCAAUGGCAAGAAAGCAGAUUUCAAUCUACUGCGCCAAUAUGAUGUGGUCCUCACGACCUUCGGCACUCUCACUUCAGAGUUCAAACAGAAGGACUCGCGACGCGAGACGAUGCUCUACGAGCGGGAACUGAACGAACCAGGCUUCCGGCGCAAUCCUCGCGACAAGCUCGCGCUACUUGGUCCCGAAUGCAUGUGGUAUCGCAUCGUUAUCGAUGAGGCUCAUAUGAUCAAGAACCGCAACUCUCUUCAGUCCAAGGGCUCCGCUGAUCUGCAAGCGAAAUACCGUCUAUGUUUAACAGGUACACCGAUGAUGAAUUGUAUCGACGAGCUGUAUCCAAUGUUACGCUUCCUCGGAGUCAGUCGCUACAACGAUUGGAAGAUGUUUGCCCUCGAGAUUGCGAAGCCUGCCAAGCAUCAGAACCAAGACACCCGAGACCGAGCCAUGAAGCGUGUGCAGAUUCUGCUUAAGUCAGUAAUGCUGCGACGUCAGAAGACAUCAGAAGUGGACGGCAAGCCCAUACUGAACCUUCCAGAGAAGCACACCCAUCUUGGUAACGUCGAAUUUAGUGACGAUGAGGCUGGCAUUUACAAAGCUCUUGAAGCUAAGUCGCGGAUUCAGUUCAAUAAGUACCUCAAGCAAAACUCGGUCUCGGCAAACUACGCGUGUAUCCUGGUUCUUCUACUCCGACUACGCCAAGCCUGUUGUCACCCUCACUUGAUCAAGGAUCUAAGUCAGCCUGCCACAGAAGGCAUUGCAGAGGACGAUCUGCUCGAGCGUGCCCGUCAUCUGUCGGAUGAUGUUGUUGGCCGCUUGAAGGCUGUUGAAGCCUUUGAAUGCCCAAUCUGCUUUGAGGCGGACCCGAACCCAACUAUUAUCAUACCCUGCGGGCACACUGCGUGUGGCGGUUGCGUACAAAAGCUCAUCGAUCCGGCAAACCGUGUUCAAGACGGUAACGAAGAAGUCAGGACGGCGAGAUGCGCUGAGUGUCGUGGAGACCUGAAGGCCAAUCUCAUUACCGAUCUCAAACACUUCUAUAGAGUCUUCUGUCCGGAGCGACUCGAAUCCAAUGAGCGUAUUGAAAAGGUCGAUGAUGAGGACACCGACACCGACACCGAAGAAGAUGAUUUGGACGAGGAAGUUGGCGACGAUGUUGACGAUAACGGCAAUCUUGCUGGCUUUGUGGUCUCUGACCAAUAUGAGGGUGAUGAAGUUUGCAAAGCCAAGCAUGAAGAUGGCAGUGGAGUGCCUGAGCGAAGUGUCCAGGCCGCUUCCAAGAAUGUUAAGAAGUCCAAGGGCAAAGGUAAAGCUCGGGCGCAACCGAAGAAAACCUUGGCUCAAUUGAAGAAGGAAUCGCUCCGCAGUAAGGCCGCGAAGCAGAAAUACCUCCGUCGUCUUGACAGGACUUGGAUCCCCUCGGCUAAAACUAGUAAGGUGGUCGAGCUGUUGACUGAUAUCAAAAUGAAGGACUCGACUGAGAAGACUUUGAUCUUUUCCCAAUUCACUUCGCUACUGGACCUUGUGGAAGUCCCGCUAGUUCAACACAAGUUCCGCUAUCAGCGCUACGAUGGCAGCAUGACUAUGGAUGCCCGUGCCGACGCUGUAGAGGCAUUCAUGCAUGACCCAAACGAGACCAUCCUGUUGGUAUCUCUCAAAGCUGGUAACGCCGGAUUGAAUCUCUGGAAGGCUAGCCAAGUCAUCAUGCUCGAUCCUUUCUGGAACCCUUUCGUCGAAGAACAGGCUGUUGACCGCGCUCAUCGCAUGCCCCAAAACCGUGAGGUCCACGUUCAUCGUGUCCUCGUGCCUGAGUCAGUCGAGGACCGCAUUUGCGCACUUCAGGACAAGAAGCGCGAAAUCAUUGGUGCUGCUUUAGACGAAAAUGCUUCGAAAGGACUGGCACGCCUUAAUGUCCGCGAGCUCAAGUAUCUUUUCGGCAUGGGCUAA